Drosophila ficusphila is the source of this 1348-nucleotide messenger RNA. It is a transcript of the gene Tbp, whose product is annotated as TATA-box-binding protein. Gene Ontology annotation, molecular function: RNA polymerase II general transcription initiation factor activity; DNA binding. NCBI's taxonomy places the organism in Eukaryota, Metazoa, Arthropoda, Insecta, Diptera, Drosophilidae. Gene Ontology annotation, biological process: DNA-templated transcription initiation. The record is from RefSeq and is a predicted model, not a curated record. The transcript has 2 exons. The coding region runs from base 176 to 1219 and encodes 347 amino acids.
AGCCACAGGUACAACGACGAACGCGGCUGUAUUAUUAUUAUUUUAUCUCCCCUCUCCGUGGGCAUGUGAAUUUAUCCGGAAAUUGCAGUCGCACACGUUCAGAGUGUUCCCGCAAAACCAACUGCAUUAAAUCCAGUUCCCAGGAUUCCGUAGAUACCACCAAAUCAGCUGCAAUAUGGACCAAAUGCUCAGCCCCAACUUCUCGAUUCCGAGCAUCGGAACGCCGCUGCAUCAAAUGGAGGCGGACCAGCAGAUUGUUGCCAAUCCGGUGUACCAUCCACCGGCGGUCCCGCAGCCGGAUCCAGUGAUGCCGGCCCCCGUUUCCAACUCCGUGCAACAACAACAACAACAGCAGUCCGAUGCCGGGGGAUCCGGUCUCUUUGGCCACGAACCAUCUCUUCCCCUGGCCCACAAGCAAAUGCAGAGCUACCAGCCAUCAGUAUCCUAUCAGCAGCAGCAGCUCCAGAGCCAGGCGCCCGGGGGAGGAGGAAGCACCCCGCAGUCCAUGAUGCAGCCCCAGACGCCGCAGAGCAUGAUGUCCCAAAUGAUGCCCAUGAGCGAACGCAGUGUGGGCGGAUCGGGGGCAGGAGCCGGCGGAGAUGCCCUUAGCAACAUCCACCAGACGAUGGGCCCCUCCACACCGAUGACACCAGCCACACCCGGAUCCGCAGAUCCCGGCAUUGUGCCUCAACUGCAGAAUAUCGUGUCCACUGUUAAUCUGUGCUGCAAACUGGAUCUCAAGAAGAUAGCGCUGCACGCCAGAAAUGCAGAGUAUAAUCCCAAACGUUUUGCCGCCGUGAUUAUGCGCAUCCGUGAGCCCAGAACUACUGCCCUGAUCUUCAGUUCCGGCAAGAUGGUAUGCACGGGCGCAAAGAGCGAGGACGAUUCCAGACUGGCAGCGAGAAAGUACGCGCGCAUUAUUCAGAAGCUGGGUUUCACUGCGAAGUUCCUCGACUUUAAGAUUCAAAAUAUGGUCGGCUCCUGCGAUGUCAAGUUUCCCAUCCGUUUGGAAGGCUUGGUGCUGACCCAUUGCAACUUCAGCAGCUACGAACCGGAGUUGUUUCCCGGCCUCAUUUAUCGUAUGGUGAGACCCCGCAUCGUGCUCCUCAUCUUCGUGUCCGGAAAAGUAGUGCUCACCGGCGCAAAAGUGCGCCAGGAGAUUUACGACGCCUUCGACAAGAUAUUCCCCAUAUUGAAAAAGUUCAAGAAGCAGUCAUAAAUAGGAUAGUGCUUUAUUAGUUCUGUACGUGUACGUUUUAAGUUCGGUAGUCCCGGAAGUCUGAAUGUGAGUGGGAGCAGCCUGGCGAGCAGCUUCGUUCAAGAAUAAACAAAGAAUUAGUUAGCUGUA